This is a messenger RNA of Raphanus sativus (radish), 867 nucleotides long. RefSeq lists its product as uncharacterized. The coding region runs from base 177 to 698 and encodes 173 amino acids. The transcript has 2 exons. The record is from RefSeq and is a predicted model, not a curated record. NCBI's taxonomy places the organism in Eukaryota, Viridiplantae, Streptophyta, Magnoliopsida, Brassicales, Brassicaceae.
GGGCCUUAUAAGCCCACUAGAAUAAGUUGGGUUCAAUUUUUUUUUGUCGUAUCGCACGCAGUUCGUUCCUUUUCACAGCUUUUUCGAGAGGAGAGGAUCGCCAUCGCCGUCGCCGUCGCCGUUCGCCUAAUCCUUCUCGAUCUUUUCCUCCUAUCAGGUUGUUCAAACUCAUUAAAAUGGGCGAUUACACAAUUCAGAUAAGUUCAAGGCUGAUCAAUCAGUUAGCUGAAGGCGACAAUCAACCAAAGAGGAAGGCGAAGAAAACCAAACCCAAAGUGUCACCUCAGAGCAAGGCAGACCAAGCGAAAACACACCACCAUGCAGAGAAACCAAAGCCAAUGGCAGAACCACCGACGCAGUCACCACCAUUCUUCUUCCCAGUACCGCAACAAGCAGCAGCAAACACGGAGCUGGAAUCGAUAAAGUCCGUUUUGAAAGAGGGUGAGAAGGUUCUUGAGAAAGUGGAGAGACAAGAAAGGAGCAUUGUUCAUGAAGUGGCCGAGAGAGCCAAUGAUCUGAGGGAGAAAGAGUUUAAGAUCCCGGAACCGAAACCAAUGCCUUGCUCUUCGGAUCACGAAGCAUGGAAGAAAUGCUACGAGGAGAAUGUUGGCAACCCUUUGAAAUGUAGCGGUCUGGUUAUGAGAUUCCAGGAUUGCGCGCGCCUGUUCAGACAGCAAGUGAGUUCUAAGCAAACGUAGAGACAACAAAGAUUCGAAAAAACAUGAGAUAAGAAGAGAAUGAGAUGAAUGUUCAGAAGAAUUGAACUUGUUUCCUUUUUUAUCACUCGAAUCACAAAAAAAUGAAGAACAAAUAAGCAGAAUCUGUGAUUAUAUUCAUGAGAUCUAAUCUGUAAAAUUGAAUUCUUUA